GUGGUGUCUUACAACGGCGAGGAGGAGUUCACAGAAUGACAAUUAAAAGAUGGAGAUUAAACACCUGUAAUAUCUGAAACCCAGAGUCACCAUUGAACCAUGAAACCUCUGACUGUGGCCUUUUACGGUUUUGCUCUGGGGCUUUUGGCGGUUGGCCUGCGAGAGUUGCUGACUGGCUUCGAGGAGAACAGAUGCAGUAUGACCUAUAUGUUUGAAUACCCAGAGUACCGCCGUGUGGCUCUGCCUCGUCGUGUGGCCAGACUGUACCCAGCUUACGGACUCUACCUAUACGGAGAGGGUCUGUACGCCCAGGAGACCCGAGCGCUCAAACUCACCGGUGCCCCCGUGCUCUUCCUGCCUGGAAAUGCAGGCAGCUACAAACAAGCUCGCUCCCUGGGCUCUGUGGCCUUGAGGAAGGCUGAGAACAUGGAGGGGGGUCUCCACUUCAACGUGUUCACUGUGGACUUCAACGAGGAGCUGGUGGCCCUCUACGGCGGCAGUCUGCUCAGGCAGACACACUUCCUGCACGAGAGCAUUAAGGCUAUCCUGAGGCUCUACAAGCACCUGAAGACUCCCCCUCAGAGUGUGGUGCUUGUCGGUCACUCCAUGGGAGGAGUGGUGGCCCGGGCGCUGUUCACUUUGCCCCGCUUCAACACCAAUCUGGUCAGCCUCAUCAUUACCCAGGCCUCCCCCCACCUGGCUCCAGUGCUGGCCCUGGACCCCUACCUGCUGGAUUUCUACUCUGCCGUGAGACAGAAGUGGGUGAACCAGGCGAAGAAGCUCAGGAACGUCACAGUUCUGUCUGUUGGGGGUGGUUACCGUGACUACCAGGUCCGCUCCGGAUUGACAUCCCUUCCUUGUCCCCCAGGAGACCCCAACAAGUUGUCACUGGUGGCAACUGCAGUUCCCAGGACUUGGGUGUCCACUGACCACCUGUCCAUUGUUUGGUGCAAAGAGCUUGUUCUUGCUACAGUCAGGGCAUUCUUCGACCUCCUCGAUCCUGAAACCAGACAGUUCACAGUAAACCCAGAGAAGAAAAUGGCUGUACUAAACCAUCACUUCAUCACACACCCUGUCAGGAUGUUGGAAGAAACUCAAGACAGCUCCAUCUCCAUCUUAGAUUUCCCAGAAGCAUGGAGUGAAGUUAACGCACUCCGUCUGACUUACAGCACACCCAAGGAAGGACAGGUCAAGUACUUUCUGUUUGCUCUGUCGAGUCGCAGGAAAGCCUACAGCCAUUUCUACUGCCGGAGCAACAACCUGGAGAUGACUAGCUGGGUGUACGGCUGUGUGCACAAGAACGGUUCUUCAUGUGUGCGUGCAGUGGAUCUGUCCAUGGAAACUGAGCUUCUGCCACCCUACAAGGUCCUGAUUCUGAGUCUCAGUGACUUGUCUUCAGUGACCCAUCUGGUUGUUUCGGCCUCCAACCUCAAUGGCAAACAGUUUACAGUGGAGUGCGAGUGGCAGCGACAAGAAUCCCAGACUCUGUCGGUCCCAGCGCCACAUGUCCUGUCCUUCGGUUUGACUGUCAACGACGUUUCAGUGAACUCCUCUGGACUUCUUCACACCAUCAAGCUGCAACACUUUCACCAGGUCUAUCAGGCUCUAAGAAUUAAUGUUGCAAGCCAGUGCAAAGUACCUAAAGAUAGACUGCCCAACGUGUACAGAAUAAAUGUCCCGUGGUUUCGCGAGGACUCAUUAACCACAGUCAGUGUGCCGUCAGUGACUGAGCUCUCAGGGAUGCUCCACACAAGUCGUCCAGACAACACCUCAGGUGUCCUCCUUCAGCUCCACACUGCCCCCAACUGCCAAUAUAAGGUGUCAGUAAGGACUUCAUUACCCAGGGUGUUGGGACAGAUACUGAGGUUCUGUGGUCCCAUGGUGCCGGUGUACACAGCUGUAACCCUCCUCCUGGCCUGUAGGGGGCAGCUGUCCUCCAUCCUGAAGUCCAGGCGAGCUGCGGACAUGAGCCAGGUGGUGGGCAAAGGCCUGCAGCCUCAUGAAGUCAAUCUGCCCGUUUAUAUUCUGCACCUCUUGCUGAGCUGGAGCUGGUUUCAAGAGGCCUGGUCGAUUCUCUACCUCCCCCCUAUGGAUGCCCUCCCCUCAGCCGUCCCUGACACAACAUUCCAUGAGGGUGUGGUUCCAGUUGAAGAAUGGCCUCACCUUCUGUCCCCUCUACUCUACAUCUUGGGGGCAGCUGUGGCAUACUGGGGCAGCGCCCUGCUCCGUCUCAUAAUGCGACUAAUCUCAUUAAUAUUAGCGCCACUCCACAGACCCUCUGUCUCUAGAGACUGUGGCACGGUGCGACUGCAGACCCAGCUCCUCGUCACUCUGUGUCUGACUGUUGUGGGUGGGCUGUCCUGUGGGGCGUUGUCCAUCUUUGUUGCCUUUCUGCUCCACCUUUACAGGGUACUGAGGCUUCAGAUGACAGAAAGAUCUUUGAGUCACAUGUUGAAUCUGGCCCCCCGGAAGCACAAAGGAGCUGAGAACGGCACAGUCGAUGCUGAAUCCCUGAGCAAGUCUAAAGAAUGUAAUGGCGCCCCCCUGCUGUCUGAGUGUGCCCUGCAGGAGGUGAGGGAUGACUUACAGCUCCACCUCUGUCUAUCGGCGCUCUUCACACUACCUGUCAUGCUCAUCGCACCCUCACUCAUCCACUGGAUCCGCAACCUGAGGUACUCCACCCGGUUGGAUCCUGACCCUUGUUGGCCGUGCUUUGUGCCUCUAAUUAUUGUGUACAUGCUGCUUAUUAACUGCAACACUUUAAAACUCAGCAACAGUAAACUCCUGCCUCUGACAUCCUGCCUCCCUCUACCCUUGUCCAUCGCCAUGGUGACCUUCUCUCCACUCCACCUCUACAGAGUCACCUACUUCCUGUUGGCGGCACUCGUCCCUCUGGCCUCGUGUUGUCUGCUCUGACGGUAUCGGACUGCUUUCAGUCCACGUCUCUACCAUAACAAGCCUUUCUCUAAAUUACAGCCCGACUCGCUGAAGCUGCUCCUCAAUGAUUUGUUCCGGGAAGAGGUACUCUAUCUCUCUGCCGUGGAGCAGAGCCAUAGACAUACAUAGCUUGGGGAACCGUCUGCUCAAUGUUAGCACUAAAAGCUCCAUGGCAAUUACACUAUGUUUUAAAAUGAGAGGAUGUAAUGGCCUUGAAACAUUUGGUGCAAAUAUGGCUCCGAACGAAGGAUUGACCUGAAACCAAGUUUGCCUUACUCUGUAUAUCUAUAGCUCUGCCUUCAAGGAGCAAGGACUCCACAACCAGUGAAGCUACUGAUACCAGAGAUUCUCCACAGGGUGUUACUGUAAAAACCUGUUGUUCUUGUUUCUGUUGUUACUAGUGUCUACAGUGGCAUUGUUCACUGUGGUCACUACACUGUAAACUCCUUCACUGCCGUCUGCUUAGCGAUGACUUGUAUGGUGUCUGAACCUAUUGACUCCUUAAGAAAAACCCAAAGUAAUCAUUUUUACACUCUCAGAACAAUGGCCGCAAAGAGAAGGUUUGCACUGGGAAAGGCUUUGGUGCAGGUUCUAAUCUGUCUUGCAUCUUUUCAAAAGAAGAAGCUAAUGAUCUGCCGUGAAACUUCAAUUGUGGCUUCAGGUUUUGACCAAUAAACCCAGAUCAAUCAGACGCAGGGUAGACAUCGUCAGAUCGGAUGGAUUAUUAAAAGGAGCGUCGCUAACUGUCUCGGAGCUAGAUCAAAUGAGUGAUUCAUAACUGAUGUUAUCCGACCGCCUAAUUCUUAUACAAGAAAUAUAAACAAUUUGAUAGUUUUUCCCAUUUUUGCUGAGCAAGAGUUUUGUGCGAAGGGAAUUAAAGGUCCAUAUAGAGGACGUUGAGUUCAGUGGUUGAAGCAAAUAAAAGCCCAGGCUUAUAAUUACAGCCAAACAUUUUAUAGGUGUGGCGUUCUGCGAGCUGUGGCACAUGAAUCUGUGUCUUGUGUGCUUGUUUUUUUCCUGCGUGACGCUUCACCUUCAGGUAACUCUUUCAUACAGUGACUGUUAUAUGAGCAGGAUUCAAAGGGAAAGCUACAGGAGGGUUCACCACGAUCUACAAUGCAUGUGUCGGCGUUGUGCAUGCGUAAAGGCCUCGUCUCUACUUUAACUAAUCAACACUCCAUGUUAACUCGUUCUCACAACACGGCUUCCAUUUUACCGUUUCCAUUGAACAGAAACAUUCAGAACUGUAUGAUCAAGGACCUCGUGGUUGCGUUGAUUCACAAUUUUGGCAGUUUUAUACCGUCAUUCACGCCUCGCUCCUCUUCACCGGCCUUUGUCGUGGCUCAGCAUCCAUGCAAAGGUUUGUCUGUUUGAACCGGAGCAUCUGCAGAUGAAUUCCAUUAUAAUCCACUAAAGUUUAACAAGAUAUAAGAUGAAUGAAUCCCCCUACUAGUUUUCUUCACCACCCUCUUGACUGUAAGGGAGCCAGGAGGGACAGUUGAGUGAGAUUAUUGGUUUGGGAGAGCAGGAGGAAACCUGGUAGUAAUAGUUAAUGCUGUUGACGUACCAUGUGAGUGCAUGUGCAGAACAUGUACAUAUUUAUAAGUCUUUACCCUUACACAUUUUUGGGGGGUUUAUAGUUUCCAGCAUUAAAUACAAAAUGAAAAUAAAACAAAAGCUUUGUUGAUGUUGUAGUAGAGGACCUAUGGCAGCAGUGCAGAGACCAUGAGUGAGUUUACAGGUUACAAUCAGGUUUAAUAACUUAAUAACCUCAUGUUAUCAGCUUUCUGGAGUGUCGCAGAUUCGUGUUUUGCUCAUGGAGACGCAUCCAGGUUUACAAACUCUUGAUAAACAUGUAGACAGUUGGAUUUGUUUUUACUUAAACAGAAAAAUACUAUGAGGUUUAUCAAUACAAGAACAAUCUCAGUCUCAGUCGUAAAACAAUGAACAUGAAAAAGUUUCAAAGGGAGGUGAAUACUUAAAUGGCGCCGCAGUGCUCGACCCAGACACCUCCAUGUCAGGUGCUAAACGGAGACAUUAGCAUCUUGGGAUGGAACAAAUCCUAAAUAUAGCUUGAGUGUUUGUGAUGGACACAUUGCCAUGGUAACACUACAGACCAGUGCGUCUCUGAGGUCCCUAAUGACUAUCAAUGUGUACGUUGACAUUUGAUACAAUGCAGCAAAAGCUGUUUGUUGGUAAAGUUUAAAAAAAACUAUUUACUUAUUUUCUCCAAGCCUCGCAUGUAUGUUCAGUGAAGGAUUAUGGGAUGUCUGUUGAGUAUUGCAGCUGACACACAGUAUAAUGUUUAAAGUCUCGGGUUAAGGGGGAGGUGUCUUGUGUUUGAUGGUUAACUAUUGGAAUGGCAGGUGAACACUUUUGUCUUACCUUAUGUUUAAAAUACCUUUCCGUGUAGAGCGCCUCACAAACUACUGGUCUGUGUCCUUUUGCAAGUCUUGAAGUUACAACAAAAAUCUUUUUUGAAUGUGUCUUUUUUUUUUUUUAUAUGCAAGAACACUACAGAUUAUAACAUUGUAAGAGCAAUUUAGAGUCUGGAGUUGUUCUAUAUAUUUUAUUACCGUCAACAAAAGCCAACGAUGUGUUUUUUCAUCUCAAUACUCGACCUCAAGACCAUUACUACCGAGUGACGUAAAUCUAACUCAAACUGGAGGUGUUUUGGGGACUAUUUUCCGCGGCAGGUUAAUCUACAUUUGGUAUUCUUGUGAGUAUUUUCAGCAGAUUGAGUGUGUACAGUGUGUGUGUGUGUGUGUCCAACAGUGUGGCUCUAUGGCUGUAUCAGGCUGUUGUACACAUGCAACACACGUUACUUGUUGGCAGGAUCACUUCACUGUUUGGUCUUCUAAUGGGAUUUGUUGACGGAAAGAGAAAUAUAGAAUAUCACCAGACUCAUUCUUUAAUGUAAGGUGUUAUAAGAAAAGGAUGUAAUAUUUGAUAUCUUGAAGCUUUUGGAUUUCUUUUACCACAAUUGCUUCCCACCAUCAUUGUGAUUGUUGUGAUGAAACAGUUUCCUGUGUGGUGUGCUGUUAUGGCGUGUAGGCCUUACAUUUAGUUGCCAGUUAACUGUUGCAAUCCCUCUGACAGCCGUUAGAGUUUCAUAACUUUAGUUGUAUGUGUUUCAGAAGAAUCUUGAACUUUAAAAAUGUAUGAAACACAACUAAUGACUAGUGAUGCAGUAUGUGGGUAACAUGACCGGUGAUCAAGAUUAUUCUGCUACAGCUGGACCGGUUUGAUUUAACAUGUGUUGUACUUGAAGCCUCUCUGUGUUGAACUAUUGUGUCUUAUUGCUUUGUCUUAAGGGGAGACACUACACGGUGAACAGGGUUUUAACUCACUUGACUCGACAUUGCUGACAUUAAGACGACUAUGUUGUGUUUAAAUAUAGCAAACGACUCAUUCUCUUAUCAAAUGUGUCCUAAUGUAUAUACAUUUCCAUAACAGAAAUCUGAUCAUUGACAUAUUGGAGUCGAAGGUUUUUACAGAUGGAAUUUUAAAUAUCUUUGUUUCACAAAAAUACUGUCAGCCAUUUAAAUCUUCUUUUCUUUUCUUGUUUUUUACAAAUGUGCCAAAACCUUGAGGAUGUAGAGCGGACUGAAAGUGGAAGGUCCAGUGUAUGUAAGAGCUGCUGAACUGGAGACUUCUGGCUCAGUCUGAGGAAGAAAGUCAUUUUGAGAGAACUGCAUUACAAGUUUUCUGAAAUGUUAUGUUUAAAUGUGUAAAUGAGGCGUUAUGUAAUGCUAACUUUGUGAAUUUAGGAGAAAUCUGCAGACACAAAUAGACAAAGUGAGGAAGACCUGAAAGUGUAUUUUGAAUGUUUUCUUUCCACUAGUCUGAAAGAAAACAUGUUAUGGAAGCAAAACUCUCCAAAUGAAGCCGUGAUUGAAGGAUGGUGUUUUUGCCUGUAGUGACUCUCCUUACAUCCUCCUGCUGUUGCUCACACCCUCGUGUUAGUGGAGCAGCUGCUGUGCCUUUCUGCUUUGUUGUGUAUGCAGCGUCUGUUUCACACCUGCCUGUCAUUCAAAACCCUUCAGUCCUCAGCAGCAGUGUCUUGGCUCAAUGAUGAAGGCCUACAGUGAAUGUACAGCGCUGCCUCUGUGUGAAUGUGUUUACUCACAAAAACCUUUCUUUAUCACGUUCAUAUGAUUUUCUAUUUGUGUGACUAUAAUGUACUAAAGAUAAGUUCAUUUGGGAGCGGUCACCUCAAGCAAGCAUACAAUCAUACGGCAGCACGCUCUGCAAAGACACCGCUGCUGUUCCCGAUGUGAAUGUACCUGCACCGAAUGUCUUUACGCGUCUUUUGAUUUGAUACAAUAACUAGUGGCGUAAGUGAUCAGCUUCUCUGUGCACUUGUCUGUUUGGUGCCGUUUCAGUGCUUUGAGAUGCACGUCGUCGGUCUCGUCGUGAAUUGGUGGCUUACACUACUUAGGAGAAGAAAUGAGUGGAGAAGAGAGCCGUGUUUUUAAAUGAAUAUAAAUGUGAUUUAUAUCGGUGUUCACUGUGAUCGAGAGUUUUCUUUACAAACUGGAAAAAUCAUCACUUGGACAUUUUUUUAAAUAUAUUUCCACAGACUUUUUUUUUUUUGGAAUAUUAUGCAUUUAAAACGUUUCGUUAUGUCUGUUUUCUAAAAUGAAAUAUGUCAUGUUUUAGAGUAGAACAGAAGAGCAGCCCCUUGAAUAGGCCCAGAAUUAGGUUGAAAACUUUGUUGGAAUAAAAUGAUACCGGUAAUUUUAUAUUUCAUAAACACUCAAUCUGAAAUGCUGCCAUUUUCAAACAGACCUGUUGCUCUGUUGUUGUGCAGCUGUGAAACAUGUCAUUAUUUGUGUUUACAUUUGGCUACAGUUUUAAUUCAGACGAAGGGAUCUUGCGUCUUCUUCUUCCUCCACUUAAAGAUUAUUGUCAGUUAUUCUCUAUUAAAAUGCUUCUGGGUGUACAAGAAGAUGAAGCUGAUUUGUGGAAAUAGAGUGAAGUGUAGGUUGGACAAUAAGCUACACUUCACUCUUUCUGUCUUGAUGGUAUGAUACCUCAGACCCCUUAUUGGUAUCUU
Cottoperca gobio is the source of this 7996-nucleotide messenger RNA. RefSeq names its product post-GPI attachment to proteins inositol deacylase 1 (gene pgap1). The record is from RefSeq and is a predicted model, not a curated record. Gene Ontology annotation, molecular function: phosphatidylinositol deacylase activity. Gene Ontology annotation, biological process: GPI anchor metabolic process; endoplasmic reticulum to Golgi vesicle-mediated transport. Gene Ontology annotation, cellular component: endoplasmic reticulum. Lineage: Eukaryota; Metazoa; Chordata; Actinopteri; Perciformes; Bovichtidae.